UGAGGCCCGGCUGCCCGGGCUUAUGUAAAGAGGUCACUGUCCGCUCUGCUGCGGGGCGCACGCGGAUUCCUGCACAGGUGUGGCGGUGCGGGUGCGGAGUGUAGGGAGUUAGACUCGCCAGCCUCCUCUCCCGCGGCGGCUCCGCUUCCCCUUCCGGCUGCUCACUUACUCUCCUCAUCUGCAUGUGUGACAGCGGUGUGCGGACUGGGGAAGGACAGAGCUCCUUCUCCCCUGCUCCCCGCGCCGCCAGGCGGGGGCUCCGAGUUCCCCGGUAAUGCGUCGCCUGCGCCUCGCCGCCGCGCUCCUCCGGCCUCGCGGUGGCCAGGCGUGGACGCUGCCGGACCGCUGAGACUUGAGGGACGGUGAAGCGCUGGCCGGCGUCGGGCGGGAGCCUGCGCUCGGGAACGAGAUGGAGGCGGCUCGAGGAGACGCGGGAGCCGGCACCGAGUAGCCGGCGGACCCCCGGGCUCGCCAGCCCCAGUCACCCGGGAGCUGUGCGAGCGUGCGGCGGGCGGGGUCCCCGGGGCUGCUAUGGAGGUGCCUAACGUCAAGGACUUCCAGUGGAAGCGCCUGGCACCACUGCCCAGCCGCCGGGUCUACUGCUCCCUGCUGGAGACCGGGGGACAGGUCUAUGCCAUCGGGGGAUGUGACGACAAUGGUGUCCCCAUGGACUGCUUCGAGGUCUACUCCCCCGAGGCUGACCAAUGGACUGCCCUGCCCCCACUGCCCACAGCCCGAGCUGGGGUGGCCGUCACUGCCCUGGGGAAGCGGAUCAUGGUGGUCGGGGGUGUGGGCACCAAUCAGCUGCCCCUGAAGGUCGUGGAGAUGUACAACAUCGAUGAGGGCAAGUGGAAGAAAAGGAGCGUGCUGCGUGAGCCCGCCAUGGGCAUUUCUGUCACGGCCAAAGAUUACCGAGUAUACGCGGCAGGCGGGAUGGGCCUGGACCUCCGUCCACACAACCACCUCCAACACUAUGAUAUGCUCAAGGACAUGUGGGUGUCACUAGCACCCAUGCCCACCCCAAGAUAUGCUGCCACCUCCUUCCUCCGAGGCUCCAAGAUCUAUGUGCUGGGAGGACGACAGUCCAAGUAUGCAGUCAAUGCCUUCGAGGUCUUUGACAUUGAGACUCGCUCCUGGACCAAGUUCCCCAACAUCCCCUGUAAGCGGGCCUUCUCCAGCUUUGUGAACCUGGACAACCACCUGUACAGCCUGGGAGGCCUACGGCAGGGUCGGCUCUACCGGCAGCCCAAGUUCCUGAGGACGAUGGACGUGUUCGACAUGGAGCAAGGGGGAUGGCUGAAGAUGGAACGCUCAUUCUUCCUCAAGAAACGGCGAGCAGACUUUGUCGCCGGUUGUCUGGGUGGACGAGUGAUAGUGGCCGGGGGACUUGGAAACCAACCCACUGUCCUGGAGACAGCAGAAGCAUUCCACCCAGGGAAGAACAAAUGGGAGAUCCUCCCUGCCAUGCCCACACCUCGCUGUGCCUGCUCCAGCAUUGUCAUCAAGAACUGUCUCCUGGCCGUGGGGGGUGUCAACCAGGGUCUGAGCGAUGCAGUGGAAGCAUUGUGUGUCUCUGAUUCCUAGCUGUCCCUGGCCUAGCACCUUUGCCCUGGACCACACCACUCUACUUCUGACAUGAGGAAUGAUAUUGUCAAAACAGUUCGGGCUACUUCCCAGGAUGCCAGCUCCUUAGAGCCAGUUAGGCCAUGGGGCUCUAAAUCACCUCUUUCUAUCUCCAAAGCCCAUCCCAGAAAACUAUAAGUGCACAUGACUCCACCAACCCCAGGUUAGGAGCUGACCUUUGGGGAGAGUCCCCCCACUUAGCGCACAGGCACAGAAGGGCACAGGAAUCUCUCCUGCCUCUCUCUCUUGUGAGUUCCACCCAUGUCCAGGGAGCAGACAGGGCAGUUUUGACUCAGAGAUAAGCCACGAUUGCUGUCCUUUCCCCAGCUCUGAACUUAUUUGAGGGUCUCUUGGGAUGAACAAUGGGGAAGCAUCGGGGUAGAUACCAAACCCCUUUUCUCUUCCUUUGUCUACAUCUCUUCCCCAUUUUGUAGUCAACUGUGGGCCUGCCCUGGACCUCAUGUACUCAGCGAAAUUUGGGCUUGAAGAUAGAGG
Molecule: messenger RNA, 2118 nt
Organism: Nycticebus coucang (slow loris)
Lineage: Eukaryota; Metazoa; Chordata; Mammalia; Primates; Lorisidae
Gene: KLHDC8A
Product: kelch domain containing 8A
Exons: 6
Coding region: 532-1584 (350 amino acids)
Molecular function (GO): protein binding
Source: RefSeq, a predicted model, not a curated record